AUGGAAUCGCUGCUACCAAGAGGCGGCUUCCAGCUGCCCUUCCAGAGGCGCUUGUCUCGCUUAUAUAAUGACACCAAGAAGUCGGGCGAGUUUGUCAAGGAGCCCAUCCAGAAUGAACAAGAUCCCGAGGCCAAGGCUCUGCAUCGCAAGCUGCGCAUCCAAAAGGACAGACUCGUCAGCUGGGGCAUGGAGUGGUCGGACCCGAACCAAGCGGCAGAGAUUGACGAGUCGCUGUCAAAGGCAGGCCUCAGCGAGGUGGUUGGCAGCAUCAUGUCCACCAUCAAAGACAUUCUCGCCGAGGCCGAGCCGCUCUGGCUCAGCUCCAAGCGCGUUGUCGAGGGUACCCGCUCGUCCCCGGAUAAGAAGCCGCCUCUGAUUCAGUGGGAUAAGGGCCGCUUUGAGGAUCUAGUUAACGAUCUGACAGCGUCUAUUGAUACUCUCUAUGAUCUGUCAAGGACAAGGUCGUCUGGUUUCAGCGCCCGCCGCCCUUCCAAGCAUACGUACAAGGCAGGAAGCACAAGCGACGACCACACGACCUUUGAGUCUACCAGAAUGCAGACUCCGCAGCAGAUCGACCCGACCACGUUAUCGUUCCUCAAGGCUGUCAACCAAACAACUCCAGGAAAUGCUCAGCCUAGACAGGUUGUCUUUAUGAGCAAGACUGCCUACGCUGAGCUCGCCCAUGGCCGCACAAGAGAGCCAUGGGGCCCACUGCUUCUCGAAUACGCCGCUUUCGACCCCAUCUACUCUACCACUGGCAUCAUGCCCUCCAUGGCACGCUUCGAAAAGCUCUCCUCUGGCUUGCAGCAAGAGCCUCAGCGAGCUCCUGGAGCUUGGACCGGUCUCCCUCGGCUCAUGGGAUACUUUGAAGAUAUGGAGAACUCGCGACUGGGUCUGUUGUACAGAUUCCCCACAUCCUUCAACGCUGUUAGCAUCGAGAGAUCGUCCCAAAAUGCAGUCUACCAGAUGCAUACUCUGCGAAGUCUUUUGUCACAGCCCGAUGCCGAACCAGAACUCGAAGCCAAGUUCCGCAUGGCGUAUAAUCUGGCAAACACAGUAUUUGAUAUGCAUGCCCGUGGAGUCACUCACGGCAGCUUGCUUGAUGGCAACAUCUCCUUCUGCGAUACCCAAACAGCCGUUUCUUCGUCUUCAUCGACAGUAGUUGAUGUCCGCCGUCCUCUUGUUUCUUCGUUUGAGCUCUUUGAAGCAGAGGAUGGUCCAACCAACCCUACCAACCUCUGGAGGCAUCGAUUGGAUCCUCGUCGCUCGCAAACAUCGCCAUUGUCCAAGUCUACAGAUGAGCGCGUCCUGGAGCUGUACGCGCUCUCUGUUCUUCUUCUGUCUAUUGGUUUGUGGCAAAGUCCGGAGCUGCUAGCCCAAGACGGAGAUUCUCACAUCAUUCCACACUCCGCUCUUACUUCACUAUCGAGAAAAUGCGGUAGCUUAUAUAUGAAGGCAGUGCAGGCCUGCUGGGAAGCCGUUGAUGAUGAGGCAUCUGGUAGAAUGACGGGAGAGGGCCUGUUGUCGGAUGUGCAAAUCCGCGUCAGCCGAUUUUUGGAAACUUGUUGCAUUCUUGAUGGCGUCAGUGGGUUUGAACAGCGAGUCCAUCCAGAGCACGAGGUUCAAGACAAGCCUGCUACAAGCUCCGUUGCAGGCACUGCAUCAGAUAAGCCCUCGCAUGCCACCGAUACCAGAUCACUACCACCACCGGCUGCCUUUGUGGACGCUCGAGCGCAAUUAGAAGACAGUCCGGAGGGUGUUGCUUCGGCCGCUAGAGUAGAGAAGCUCAAGCUCUACCCCAACGUUCCUCUUUCGCCUGAGGCUGUGGAGAAGUGGAACACCAUCCUAAUGCCCCAAAUCAACCAAGCCCUCCGCGGCUUUUACCGUAAGAACCCAGAGUCGGUAGAGAUUUCGCUAGAGUCUGUCGGUCCCGAUGCCCAAUCGACGCGACCAACGGUCCUGGUUGUCUGCACGUCAGUCGGCAAGGUUCGCGCUAUUCUCAAGAAGCGACUUGGUGAUUUGUUUGACGGGUCUACCGGGUUCGGCUUGAAGGUCUGCCGCGGCCAUAUGCUACGUUCGCGCAAGAAUUCGCGUCCCAUUUACCGAUCCAUGGCGAGAGCAAGUGUUGCCAGCGGUAGCGUCAGCGGAAAGGCCGCAGCAAACCACGACGAGGAUAUCGAGGCCGUCAACCCAGAAUAUCAAGAAUGUCCGCUGAGCGGUGCGAGUAUUGGCGCUUGGAUUGGUGACAGACAUCUUCCUCCUGUCAGCUUUGGCGGUCUCGUUGUUGUGGACGACCAAACAUAUGGCAUGACCGUUCACCAUAUGCUGGACGACCCUGACAAGGAAUUCAACACAGAUGAUACUCUGCGCAGCGCCUCUCAUCCGGGAUUCGACUUUUACGAUGAUGACGGGGAAGAUGUCUACGACGAGGAUUACGGCUUUGACUUGUCAGACUCAGACUCUGAAUCGUAUUCUGAGACAGACAUCACUAGCGAGUAUGGAGACGACGAUGAUUAUGACGACGACGAUGAAGAAUACCAAGAGCCCGGUGAUAUUCCCGGAAUCGAGCCUGGCUGUGGCGAUGGCUACAUUGUUACUCAGCCAGCGCUUGACGACGUGGAAGAAGGCUUCUACCCAUGUGCUGAUACGGAAGACGAAGACCACUUGGACACGUUUAGCUUGGGCCAGGUGUACGCGUCUAGCGGUAUCCGUCGCAAGGAAGACAAGGGACUUAUCCACGAAGUCGACUGGGCUCUGUUUUCAUUCACCGACGGCCGAGUGCCUCAAGACAAUUCCGUCCAGCGCGCCGACGCGGCCAAGGAUAGCCAGGGCAAGUGCAUUAAGCCUACCAAGGUUGCGCCAUCGACAUCCCUCCCUGGUAUGCGUGUACAGUGUGUAGCAAGAACCAGUGGUGUUCAGACUGGCCAAAUCAUGCCUGCCCUCUGCAGUGUCAAGAUUUACGGCCGAACAUCGCCCAGCCAAACCUACCAGAUAGCUAGCGCGCGCCCCGAACAAGAACAGUCUUCUGGUACACCCACCAAGGCUAUUCCCAUGGGCAUCCCGGGUGAUAGUGGUGCGUGGGUUGUCGAUCGCGACCAAGACCAGUUGUGCGGGCACAUUCUGGCCUGGAGUCAGCGGAAGCGCGUUGCGUACAUCUGCCCAAUGGAUGUCCUUCUAGCCGACAUUGCGCAAACGCUGGAUGCGUCGGAUAUCCGGCUACCGGGCGGCGAAUCGCUUCCCAUUGCCAACAAGGAGCACAUGAGUAAGUCGAAAACGCAACAGAGUGGUGGUUCGGAUGCCGUUUCAGAUGAAGAAGACGAGGAUGGCGAUAGCGAUGAGGCGCCGGAGCUGGUGGAAAGCACAGCGUCGCUUGGAAGCAGCACAUCGAGAUCUGUACCGACAGAAGAGCUGCAUGGCCUGAGCAGCCGCCUGGCAGAAAUUAGUCUGCCUAUGGGAUCUACAUUUGGAGUUCGAGUCUAA
Molecule: messenger RNA, 3480 nt
Organism: [Torrubiella] hemipterigena
Lineage: Eukaryota; Fungi; Ascomycota; Sordariomycetes; Hypocreales; Clavicipitaceae
Source: the annotation of a GenBank genome assembly